Molecule: messenger RNA, 2295 nt
Organism: Lonchura striata (white-rumped munia)
Lineage: Eukaryota; Metazoa; Chordata; Aves; Passeriformes; Estrildidae
Gene: PSMG1
Product: proteasome assembly chaperone 1
Biological process (GO): proteasome core complex assembly
Cellular component (GO): endoplasmic reticulum
Molecular function (GO): proteasome binding
Source: RefSeq, a predicted model, not a curated record
GCAGGCGCGGGCGGCCAUGGCGACCUUCUUCGGGGAGGUGGUGGUGGCUCCGUCCCGGGCCGGCCUGGACGAGGAGGAGGAGGCGCGGGAGGAGACGCCCGAGGACCGGGAGAUCCGCAGGGAGAUCGAGAAGAAAAGGGAGAUCCAGCUCCUGUGGAGCUGUGCCGAGCAGCCCUUGGUGUGCUCCAGGUUCAUCGUGGCCAUCGGCAGGAACGCUGCGGCUUUCCUGUCAUCUUUUAUCCUGGAUUCUGUGUGCUGGGAAGUGGUUGGAGUUGUGAAGCUGUGGAAUGAGUGGUGCAGAACAUCCAGCACCACAAAUGUCCUUCCCACAGACUCUUUCUGUUUGUUCUACAGAUUGAUUUCAGAUCCCACAGUUGUAUUGUGCCAGUGUAGUUGCUACGUGGCUGAGGAUCAACAGUUCCAGUGGCUUGAGAAGGUUUUUGGCUCCAUGCAGAAGAAAGACUUGCAAGUAACCAUCCUUUCCACAUGUCCUGUAGCUGAUUAUAAAACUCAGGAAUCCACUCUGACACUUGUAUCUCCAUUCCUGAAAGCCUUGAAGACCAAAGAAUUCCAGGAGCAGGUCUGCUGCCCGCUGCUGGAGCAGCCCAACAUUGUGAGGGACCUCCCUGCUGCUGUUCUGAGUUACUGCCAGGUGUGGCAGAUCCCUGCAGUGCUGUACCAGUGUUACACUGAUGUCAUCAAGCUGGACACGGUGACCAUUGAAGCCUUCAAGCCUCUGCUCUCUUCUCAACUCCUGAAGAGUUUAGCCAAGGAUGCCUCUGAAAGCACAAAGAUUUUGAAGAAGUUCCUGACAACCAGUGAAAGUCACAAUAAUAUCUACAUCUGACAAGGACAAUUAUGCUGCAAUUUUGUAAACUCUAGUUUCUUCUCUAGAGGACUUCUGGGAUUUUUUUUUCCCCCUGAAAAGUAGAAUAAAUUCCAGUAAAUUUUUACUUUCCCGCUCAUUUUUCUUGUUUUUUACUUCAUCACUGCAAACACCCUUCUGCAUGGCUUGGAAGACUUUCUUCUGGAGUGAUUUUAGGAAAGAUAUCUUGGAUAUGAGAAGCAACUCCUUUUUCUCCUCCUGAAGGGAUUGCCUUACCUAAAAGUAUUCCUUUUAUAUUUCAAAGAGGGAAAUGCAGAUAAGGAAUUCAGUCUGUACCUAACGAGACCUCUCCCUUUUUCUUAGUUUAUUUUGAGAUCUGAAGGUUUUUCUAAUAUUUUAUGUUCUUCAAAUAUUUGUCUGUAAUCGCAUGCACUCUCUGUCCUUUUCCAUCCACAGAGAAUUUUGCUUAUGUUAAUGGCUCCACAUGCCCUUUUUAAUGUAUGUGUUGAUACAAAAUGCAGUAAUUAAAGUAUGGUAAAUGCUUUUAAAACUUGCUAGUGAAAAAUAACUUCUCCUGGUCAAAGGGACUGGCAGGAUGAUAGGCUGCUUCAGCUGGAUUUGUCAGGGCAAACUGAUUUAAUUCACUUUAAAACACCAAAAUUUGGGCAAUGGUAGGAAUAGUAAAAGAUCUCUUAGGCAGAGCAUGUGAUUUUUAGAGGAAGUUAAAAUGUUUUAAACUGUCUCAGAAAAUUCUCUGGAAGUUGGUAACAAUUUCAGCAGUUUAUUUCACUUAUUAACUUGGAUUGAGGUGCAGUUCUCAGUUGUACUGUGUUUAAUUUACAUUUUGUGUAAGAAAAUGGUGUUAAAAAUAUUAAUUUGCUCCCAGGUAAUUAUGUUCUCUGCUGGGUGCAACUUUGACUCACUCUGGAUGCUCAGUAGAUAUUUUUGAACAGUUUUCCUUCAGAGAACUGUCACUGAUUUAAAUUUUCACUUCAGGUAAUUACAGAUGAGCAGAUCUUGCCUAAAGUGGUGCUGGAUUUUGGAUCAAAUUCUGAAGCUUUGUUGGUGUUGGGGUUGUUUUGUUUUUGUUGUUUUUUUUUUCCUGUUUCUGUCCAUCCUUUUAAUUCAGAAAUUGGUUUUAUGUGUGAUCUGAGCUGAGAAUUUUGUUGUUUUGAAAGCUGGCAGCACCAUUUUCUUACUUUUACGUGUUUGGUUCAUAAUAAAUAAAGCAGAUAACAGGAAAUAUCUUUAAUAGUAAAUUAUGCAGACCCUUAGAAGAAUUGUGAAUGGAUUUCUGGUGUUUGUGUGCUCACCCAGGCAGUUUGCAAUGUUUCAGAACAGUUAUUGUAUUAUAUUUAAUUCAGUUUUUACUACCUGACUUUAUGCUGAGGUGUGAGAAUGCUCCUAACAUCUUGAAUAAAAGUGGCAAACAAAACCAGGGCAGCCUGGGAGAAGAAAUCAGACUGAAA